Molecule: messenger RNA, 151 nt
Organism: Racocetra persica
Lineage: Eukaryota; Fungi; Glomeromycota; Glomeromycetes; Diversisporales; Gigasporaceae
Source: the annotation of a GenBank genome assembly
UCAGAGGUUAUCACUCAAUUCAUUAUCCCUUAAUAGUUUCGACCCAAAGGCGUUACCUUGCCCCAAGCACAUUUCAUUUGAAUCUGGUUCUUGUACUGUAAUUGCAGCUCGGAACCAAUUUAUUCAAACUAUCAAUAUCGCAGAGUCUCAA